Herpailurus yagouaroundi (jaguarundi) is the source of this 2052-nucleotide messenger RNA. RefSeq lists its product as uncharacterized. The transcript has 25 exons. Bases 144 to 1946 code for a protein of 600 amino acids. The record is from RefSeq and is a predicted model, not a curated record. Gene Ontology annotation, molecular function: calcium ion binding. NCBI's taxonomy places the organism in Eukaryota, Metazoa, Chordata, Mammalia, Carnivora, Felidae.
UUUUGAGAGGUGAUAAAAUUAAUGCCAGUGACACACAACUUUAUCUGAAAAAUGUAGGUAUUGAGUUAACAAAUAAAGAAAGCCAGGAUCUACUGAACAUACUGCCAUUGGAUGAUAACAAUAAGGUGUAUAAAAAAAGGUUGAUGGAUGGAGUGAAGACAUACAGAGGAGGAAAGGUUAAUGUCAAUAAAAUAGAUGAUGCUCUUGAAAAUAUGGAAUUCCCACUUGAAGAGGAAGAAAUUGAGAAAUUGUGCAAUCACCUGCCAGUUGAUGAUGAGAGGAGGGUUAAACUGGAUAAACUUCUGGAUGAAGUACAUGAACUUCUAGGGGAAGAAAUUCACUAUGAAGACCUGGAAAAUAUUCUGAAAAACAUUGGGUUAAGACUCAGACUGAGGGAGAACUCUGUGUUGAUGAAAAGUUUGCCACUUGAUGCUGCUGGAAAGUUGUAUAAGCAUAAGUUGCUGGGUGGCAUAAGGUCUCUCAAAGGAGUGGAGCUUAAUGUUAAUCAGUUAGGACUCUUCAUGAAAAAUAUGGGCUUUGACCUGGAAGAAGAGGAGUACUUGGACCUGCUCAGCAACCUGCCUGCUGAUGAUGAGGGGAAGAUUGAAGUGAAUGUGGUAAUGGAUGAAGGAAAUAUUUUUACAGGUGAGAAGGUCGAUACUAGUAACCUGGAAAUUUUACUGGAAAAUAUGGGGAUAACACUCACAGAAGAUGAAGGCCUGAAACUACAGAACAAGCUUCCAGUUGAUGCCAAAGGAAGGGUGUACAUGAACAGAUUGAUGAAAGAGUUACAGUCUCUCAAAGGGGUGAAGGUGUCUCUAAAUAAGGUGGACACUUUCCUGAAAAACAUGGGAAUUGAUCUCAAGAAGAAAAAAAUCCAGGAACUGAAGGACCUCCUACCAACUGAUGGUAAUGGGAAUAUUGAUGUAAAUGUACUGAUGGAUGAAGUUAAAAAUAUUACAGGAGAGAAGAUUCCUACUGAGGACCUGAAAAAUAUUCUGAAAAACAUGGGAAUAGAGAUCACAAAUAAGGAAUAUAAAAAGUUUCUGAAAACCCUGCCAGUUUCUGCUGAUAAAAAGGUGUUUGAGAAAGAAUUACUAGAGGGUGUGAAGUCCUUCAAAGGAGGAAGAGUCAAUGUUGGUAACAUAAAAAAUGUUCUACAAAGUAUUGGGUUCAGACAUGAAGAAAAAGAAAUCCAGGACCUGCAAACCCACCUACCAGUUAUUGAAGAUGAAAAGGUGGAGUUGGCUGUGUUGAUGGAAGCAGCCAGUGCCUUUACAGGAGAAAAGGCAGAAGCCAAUGACUUAAAAAAUGUACUGGGAAACAUGGGAAUUGAGAUCACUGAAACAGAGCAGUUGAUGCUGUCAAAAACUUUGCCAGUCUCUGGAGAUGGAAAGGUGUACAAGAAAAGAUCACUGAAUAGUGUGAAACUUCUCAAAGGAAAGAAAGUCAGUAUCAGUAACCUGGACCCCCUUAUAAAGAACAUGGGAAUCCAGCUUGAGAAAGAGGACCAUCAGGACUUACUGAAACACCUGCCGACUGAUAAGAAUAAAAUGGUUGAUUUGAAUGUGGUGAUGGACGACGCAAAAGCUUUUAUAGGAGAGAAGGUUAAUGUGAGUAAUCUGAACAAUGUGCUGAGGCAAAUGGGACUAGUACUGACUGAUGAGGAGAAUAAGGAGCUGUUGAAAACUCUGCCCAUUCAUGCUGAUGGAAGAGUAUAUAAGAAGAGAUUGCUAAAAGGUGUGAAAGCACUCAAUGGACCAAGGGUCAAACUCAAAAAAGUGAAAUCCCUUGUGGAAAACAUGGGAAUUAGACUCAAUGAUGAGGAACUUGAGGAAAUAAUGACUGAUGUGUCAACUGAUGAUGAUAGAACCGUUGGUCUGAAUGAUUUGAUGAAUGCUGUCACUUGCAUAAAGGUGAAUGAGGAAAAAUUACUUCUGUGUUGAGAUGAAUAAAAUUCUUGGAAUGCAUAGUGAUCACAGAAGCAAGCUACAAGCAAAUAUUUUCAAAUGAAAAUAAAAUUUUUAAGACUGGUCUAUAGAAACACACUGA